This is a messenger RNA of Panicum virgatum (switchgrass), 565 nucleotides long. Its product is annotated as protein EGG APPARATUS-1-like. Bases 66 to 290 code for a protein of 74 amino acids. Lineage: Eukaryota; Viridiplantae; Streptophyta; Magnoliopsida; Poales; Poaceae. The transcript has a single exon. The record is from RefSeq and is a predicted model, not a curated record.
UACACUUCUCUUCUGAUCACUUCCGUCGCAAGCCAAGCUCCGAGCAGAGCAGUGAGGUCGAAGCAAUGGUCACCCCCGCGAUCAUGACGGCGCCCGGCGUCGCGGCCGUGGGCGCCCUGUGCGCCUACUUCCUUUGGCCGGCGGCGCCGGCGGCCGUGGCGAUGAUGAAGGCCCCGGGCACCGGCGGGGCGCUCAUCUCGCGGGCGGCGUUCCUGGCGAACCCGAAGCUCUACUUCCACAUGCUCCGGCACGCCGGGGUCAAGGCGGUGCUCGCCGCCUUCGGUGCGUGACGACAGCACCGUGUGUGUUGCUAGUGGACCUCUAGCUGUGUAAAAUACUCUUGGUACUGAUCGACGAAGAAGUUGCAGCAGUAGGUGUAGGUGUAGGUGUAGGAAUCCAUGCUGCUUAUUAUGUGGAUUGUAUCAGUACAGUACUAGCUUGCCAGUUCCCUAGCAACUUACUAGCUCUACUGAUCACUGAUUCGAGCUGCUUCUGCUGUGUGUGUGAAGCCAUGUUUCGUGCCGACCUCUAAUCAGAGCUGUAUAUGCAUGCCCGUGGUAUGAUA